GGGGAGCGGAAGAAGGUCUGGGGGGAGCGGAAGGGGUAGCCGCCCGCCCGGCGGCGUGCGGGACGGAGCGGCCGCAGGACUGAGUGGCCGCAGGACCGUACUUGAAAUGCCCUGCGAGCGAGGACUGUAGCUCGUCGCUGUGUAGUGGACUUUAGCGCUUCCCCACACGAAUUCCGAGCAGAGACCCGCCCGGGCUCCGCGGCGCGUUCCGUGGGAGGCCAUCGCGGAGGCCCAGUGCCCUCUGCUGGGCCUGGGGACGCAGUGCCCAGACCGCGCGCGGACUUGGAGAGAAAUGGCUGGAAAUCUUUUGAAGACAUCAUCUUUGACUGUAAGGAAAAAAUUACUGCAUCAGAUGGGAGUAUCACUUUAUAAUACAUCUCAUGGGUUCCAUGAGGAAGAAUUAAAAAAAAAACUUGAGCAGUUUCCUGGUGGAUCCGUUGACCUUCAGAAGGAAGACAGUGGCAUUGGCAUUCUUACUCUGAAUAAUCCAAGUAAAAUGAAUGCCUUCUCAGGUGUUAUGAUGCUACAACUUCUGGAAAGAGUGAUUGAAUUGGAAAAUUGGACAGAGGGGAAAGGUCUCAUUGUCCGUGGGGCAGGAAAUACUUUCUCCUCAGGAUCUGAUUUGAAUGCUGUGAAAGCAUUAGCAACUCCAGAGGAUGGACUGGUCUUAUGUAUGUUCAUGCAGAACACCUUAACAAGAUUGAUGAGACUCCCUUUAAUAAGUGUUGCGCUGAUUCAAGGUCGGGCAUUGGGUGGAGGAGCAGAAGUUACUACAGCAUGUGAUUUCAGAUUAAUGACUGCAGAGAGUGAGAUCAGAUUUGUCCACAAAGACAUGGGUAUAAUACCAAGCUGGGGCGGUGCUACCCGACUAAGUAAAAUCAUUGGCAGUAGGCAGACUCUCAAAGUGUUAAGCGGGGCUCUCAAAUUGGAUUCAAAAAAAGCUCUAGACAUAGGAAUGGCUGAAGAGAUCUUGCAGUCUACAGAUGAAACUGAAUGUCUAAGGGAGGCACGAGAAUGGCUAAUGCAGUUUACCAGAGGGCCACCGGAAGUAAUUAGAGCUUUGAAAACAUGUGUUUCUUCAGGCAAAGAGCUUUGUUUCGAGGAGGCAUUACAGAUUGAAAAAGACCUAGUAGGAACAGUUUGGGGUGGACCUGCAAAUAAAGAGGCUAUUGCCAGGAAAGGAAAAUUUAAUAAAUAGUUUUUAAAAAUAUGAUGUACUACAAAGGAAAACCCCAGUGAUUAACAUUUAUAGAAGUUAAAUACCAUAAUUACUUUGAAGGCUACACUAGUAUUUGAUUUGUUUUUAAUCAUUUUUUUUGAAUAGGUGAAGUUAUUGACCUAGUUUCCAGUAUAUUUAGGUAAUUAUCAAAUAAUCUGAAAUAUUCAGCUAAAAUAUCCCACACUUGGCUUAAAAGUUGUCAUCAAUUCCCACACUAGUUCUUACCCUACAACCCAACCAAAGACCAGUUUUUUAAAAGGAAAAACCUUUCCACAAAACCUACUCCUGGAUUAUUUUUUUUGAUAUAGUAUUGGUUCUGUCUUACCUGGAAAUAAUUUACAAAGAUAACUUAAUGAAAACUGCGCUAAAGAACAAAAGUGGAGAGAGGUCAGGGACAAGAUAAAAAAAGGUAUGAUCAAUCAUUUUCUUCUGCUCUAAGCAGC
Messenger RNA from Mustela erminea (ermine), 1662 nucleotides. RefSeq names its product ethylmalonyl-CoA decarboxylase 1 (gene ECHDC1). Gene Ontology annotation, cellular component: cytosol. Gene Ontology annotation, molecular function: enoyl-CoA hydratase activity. NCBI's taxonomy places the organism in Eukaryota, Metazoa, Chordata, Mammalia, Carnivora, Mustelidae. Gene Ontology annotation, biological process: fatty acid beta-oxidation. The record is from RefSeq and is a predicted model, not a curated record. The transcript is spliced from 6 exons. The coding region runs from base 293 to 1198 and encodes 301 amino acids.